Molecule: messenger RNA, 2619 nt
Organism: Puma concolor (puma)
Lineage: Eukaryota; Metazoa; Chordata; Mammalia; Carnivora; Felidae
Gene: SLC26A8
Product: solute carrier family 26 member 8
Biological process (GO): transmembrane transport
Cellular component (GO): membrane
Source: RefSeq, a predicted model, not a curated record
AUGAUGCAACCAGAGAAAGGCUUCCAGGGUUUUGGCUCUAAACGUAAGCAAAAUUCUUUUGCCUAUGACGUCCAGCGAGAUGUGUACAAUGAGGAGACCUUUCAACAAGACCACAGGAGGAAGAGCGUUUCCUCUGGGAACUUGGAUAUUGACAUCACUACCUUCAGACACCACAUCCAGUGCCGCUGCUCAUGGCACAAGUUCCUAAGAUGCAUGCUAACGAUCUUUCCCUUCCUGGAGUGGAUGUGUUUGUACCGAUUCAAGGAUUGGCUUCUCGGAGACCUACUUGCCGGUAUAAGUGUUGGCCUUGUGCAAGUUCCCCAAGCCCUGACGUUUAGUUUGCUGGCAAGGCAGCUGAUUCCUCCUCUCAAUGUCUGUUACGCAGCUUUCUGUUCUUCAGUAAUUUAUGUCAUUUUUGGAUCGUGUCAUCAAAUGUCCAUUGGUUCCUACUUCCUUGUGAGUGCUCUGAUGAUCAAUGUCCUGAGAUUGUACCCGUUCAACAGUGGCCACCUGAUUCUGGGGGCUUUCAUCAAGGAUGACUUUUCUAAGCCCUCCUUCUUUGAGGACUAUAAUAGAUCCUUGAGUGUGGUGGCAUCCACAACUUUUCUGACUGGGAUUAUUCAGAUUCUUGGCUUCACUGCAUUUGCAAACAAGAUAAGCAUAGCCACAGAAACCAGCAGGAUGCUCAUCGAUAUGAUUCCUUAUAGCUUCCUGUUUCCUGUGAUGCCAGAUUUGAACAUUCUUCCUGAAUUAAUUUUAGAAGCCUUCUCCUUAGCUUUAGUGAGCUCCUCUCUGCUGGUAUUUGUGGGCAAGAAGGUUGCCAGUCGCCAUAACUACCGUGUUAAUUCCAACCAGGAUUUAAUAGCCAUCGGCCUCUGCAAUGUCGUCAGCUCAUUUUUCAGAUCUUGCGUGUUUACUGGUGCUGUUGUCAGGACUAUUAUCCAAGAUAAGUCUGGAGGAAGACAACAGUUUGCAUCUCUGGUAGGCGCUGGUGUGAUGUUGCUCCUGAUGGUCAAAGUGGGACCCUUUUUCUACGAACUGCCAAAUGCUGUGCUGGCUGGUAUUAUUCUGAGCAACAUCUUCCCCUACCUUGAAACCAUUUACAACGUACCCAAUCUGUGGAGGCAGAACCAGUAUGACUGUAUUAUCUGGAUGGUUACUUUCGUAUCUGCGAUUUUCCUGGGACUGGAUGUGGGACUACUCUUUUCACUAGCCUUUGCCUUCUUCAUCGUCGCUGUUCGGUCACACAGAACUAAGAUUUUCCUCCUGGGUCAGAUCCCUAACACCAACAUCUAUAGAAGCUUCAAUGACUAUCGGGAGGUUAAAAACAUUCCUGGGGUGAAAAUCUUCCAGUGCCGCAACUCCAUUACAUUCGUCAAUGUUGAUCAGCUAAAGCACAAGCUAUUAAAAGAGGUUGAAAUGGUAGGGGUGCCUCUUAAAGAAGAAGAAGUGUUCCACCUGUUUAAUCAAAAUGAAGACAGCUCACAGGAAGAAAAGAUCUGUCAGUGUUUCUGCAACUGUGACGAACAGGAGCCACCACCCAGGGUUGUCUACGCAGAACGAUUUGAAAGUAGACAGGACCGCGACUCAUCCUCCAUUAACCUGAUCCGCUGCUCGCAUUUCGACAGCAUGAACAUGUGCCAAUCCGUGUCCCAUGAGGAAGUACCGUACAGCGUAUCUUCCACGACUUACAGAAAUCAAGGGCAAAGCUACGAGGACGUGGACAAAGUUUGGGUUUCUAAUGACCCCCGUAGAAACAGCUUGAUGCCACUGCCUGACGCUGUGGAAACCCAAGAGAGGAACAGGUCACUCCUUCCCUUCUCGGAUACCUCUCAUCUACCCAGCAUCCACACCAUUAUCCUGGAUUUCUCCAUGGUACAUUUCGUGGAUUCACGGGCUUCAGUGUCCUUAAGACAAAUGUGCAACGCUUUCCAAAAUGCCAACAUUUUGGUGCUCUUUUCAGGGUGUCACACUUCUGUGGUCAAGGCAUUUGAGAAGAAUGAUUUCUUUGACGCUGGCAUCACCAAGGCCCAGCUCUUCCUCACCCUCCACGAUGCCGUGCUAUUUGCCUUGUCAAGGAAGUUUCCAGAGUCCUCCGAGUUAAGCGUGGAUGAAUCCGAGACAGUGAUACAGGAAGCCUACUCAGAAAGAGACAAGAAUGGAGAGCCAAGACAUGAAAUGACCGGCAAUCUUCUAGAAGUCUCUAAAAACGCAAAUCCAGACUACAUCAUGAUGCAGGAACCGAUAACAAAGGAGGAGUUGGAGCUAGACCUGGAGCUGGAGCCCACAGUGGAAUCAGAACAAGAGACUGGACUAGAUCUCGAGCUGGACCUGACUCAUGGGAUGGAGCCUGAGUCAGAGCUAGAGCCUGAAUCUGAGCUAGAGCCUGAGUUAGAGCCUGAGUUGGAGCCUGAGCCCGAGCCCGAGGCUGAGCUCGAGGCUGAGCUCAAACCCAGGCCAAGGGCUCACACUUAUCCUUGGCAGCAGUACUGGUCUCUGUAUCCGUCUACACUUCCCAGAUCUCCAGUUCAGGCUCGGCGUGGGACACCGUCAGUUGAGAGGAGGCGUCAACAUAUGAAUUUAUAUUCACCCAAGGACAAUAAUACUGAAGACUGUUAG